This is a messenger RNA of Hydra vulgaris (swiftwater hydra), 2309 nucleotides long. Its product is annotated as ribosomal RNA processing protein 1 homolog B. The record is from RefSeq and is a predicted model, not a curated record. Lineage: Eukaryota; Metazoa; Cnidaria; Hydrozoa; Anthoathecata; Hydridae. Gene Ontology annotation, biological process: rRNA processing. Gene Ontology annotation, cellular component: preribosome, small subunit precursor; nucleus.
AAUUACGUAAUACGGCAACAAGGACUGAUGCCGUAUAGCGAACUGUACUGUAAAUACUUUAAAAUAUGGCGAAAGACACGAGGCCGCAGGAGAAAAAUAAAGUUGGCAGCGCGGAAAUUCAUUUUGCAAAGAAAUUAGCAAACAACGAUAAAAAGAUUCGAGAUCGAGCUUUUGUUAAAUUAAAAUCAUGGUUGCUUGCAAAAGAAAAAACUAAUGAUGGUCUAAAUUUUACAGAGCUUCUGAAAAUUUGGAAAGGUUUGUUUUAUUGUAUGUGGUAUUCUGACAAGCCACUUGUUCAAGAAGAGCUUGCAGCAAAUUUAGCAAAUCUAAUUCACAUAUUUAAUAGAUCUUCAAAUAAUGGAAUUCUUUUUUCAAAAGUCUUUUUUGUUACUAUUGGCAGAGAAUGGAUAGGUAUUGAUCGAUUGAGGCUAGACAAAUUCUAUUUUCUCAUCAAACUUUUUAUUCAUGAAACUUUAAAAUGCUUGCAAAACUUAGAAUGGAAUUAUCAAAACGUUUUGCAACACAGCAAAUUUCUCAAUGAAUGUUUUUUAGAUGAAAAGUUUCCAGAUAGCUUAAAAAUUUAUUUAACAGAGAAGACACUUCCUGAACUUUCUGUUUUAAUUGACAGCAGCGAUAAGAUGCCAAAGGAUGAUGUAUUGGUGUUACUUGUUGAACCAUUUUUAACUGCUAUUGCUUUUACAUUAAGUGAUUCAGUGUUUAAAGCUGUUCGUGAAGAAGUUUUAAAUAAAAUUGAAGCUCUCGAAAAUAUUAAAAUGCCCUUAAAGUUAAUAGCUGAUCGUCUUACUACUUUGGCAGCUGAAAAAGCUGUUAAAACAAGGAAUAGAAAGGUUUUACAUAUAUAUGCUAGAAGGUUCCAUGAAGCUGAUUCUGUUGAAGGUACUAAAAGUAAAUUAAAGAAUAAAAGUGAAGAAAGUGUGAUUUUAGAGCAGCCUAUUAUUAAGAAGAAAAAAACAGGAGACACAGAAAUGUGUAAUGAUGUUAGUAUGCAAAAGUCAAAGAAAAAGAAGAAAAAGAAAAAGAAACUUUCUCAAGUCGAAAGUAUUAGUACAGAGUUAAAUAAUAACUUAGAAAAGUGUUCCGAUGAUAAAACUAAUAGUUUUACUGAAACGAAUAUAAACAUUGCACCUACUUCUAAUGAAAAUGAUAAUAGUUCUUGUCAUGUUAAUGAUCAUGCUCCUCUUAUUAGUUCUUCCAGUUUUGCCUCACAGAGUAAUUCCAUUAGCCUUCCUCCUUUAACUAAUACUAUCAAACCUGCUCUACAGCUUGACUCGAAUAGUCCUGUUCAAGAUGUUGAUUCUACUGAUAUUGCUAUGCAAAUUGAAUCUGAACAUUCAAGCGAGAAGUUAACCUGCUUAGUUAACGAUACGGUAAAACAAAAAUUAGAUUUUAUGUCAGAUUUCGAACUUGCUGAUAAUCAGCCAAAAUCUGAGUCAGCAGAUGAUACUGCCACAAAAAAUUCACUUCAAACACCGACAGAUAUUACGAAUGAAUCAAACAUAAAUAAUGAAAUUAUUUCGGAAGAUCAACAAUUGUGUCACUUAGUUGACCAGUCUAUUGAAAAUGACGACGAUAAAACUGAAAAGACUUCUCAAAACAUAAUGAAAGACUCUGUAGAAAAAGAAUUAAAGGAAGUUAAAAGGGAGCGUAGAAGUUUACGAAAAAAAAACAAUGAGAAAGGCUCGCCUAAAUCGUCAGUUACUUAUAUAAAAACACCUGUAACAAAAGCAUUUCUUAAUAGACAGAUGCGAACAAUAUGUGGAAAAAUUAAAAAUGAGACAGAUACAACUUCGACGGAUUUCACGACUCCUCAACCUGAAAAAAGAAAAGUUCGAAUAGAACUUUCAAAAAAUAUGGCUGUAGGUCACAAAGAAUUAAAGAUUAGUCCUUUACCAGCCUUCAAUCCUUUACUUCAACCCAAUAAAAGCGCAAUGAAAGUUUACUCGACACGAUCUAGAGCCAAAGCUUCGGAUUUUAUGUGAAAUAUGAUUUUGCUAUAUGGAGUUGAAUGUAUAUAAAAAAAGGCGCAUAUUUUUAUAUCGUAAUUAGAGCUGUUAAUGAGCUAAUUUUUAAAUUUGACUAGUUCGACGCAGGCUUGUUUGAAUUUUAUGUCUCGGAUCUUGGUCACUUAUUAUCCAAAUACGGGCACAUUGGGGCGAGUGAAAAAGUACAUAUGCGACUAAAAGAUAGAGCAAAAUAUACAUGCAUCUACAAUUGAGAUUUAGUUAAAACGACUGUUUUGUAGUUUUUUAACUUUCCUUUAUUUUAAAAAGUUUUAUUUUUUCUUUGAA